Molecule: messenger RNA, 1082 nt
Organism: Clupea harengus (Atlantic herring)
Lineage: Eukaryota; Metazoa; Chordata; Actinopteri; Clupeiformes; Clupeidae
Product: glutamine amidotransferase-like class 1 domain-containing protein 3, mitochondrial
Source: RefSeq, a predicted model, not a curated record
CUCAGAUGCAAUAUAAAACGGUUCAGUUGCAGUAGUUCUCUCGGCCACAGUGCACUCUGCAAACUCCCCUGAACGCAACUUCACUCUCGUUUCGAGGCACAAUGGUGAAACGUGUGGCAGUGAUCCUGGCUGGCUGCGGUGUGUUUGAUGGCACAGAGAUCAAUGAGGCCUGUGCCGUGCUGGUGCACCUGAGUCGUGCUGGAGCUGAGGUGAAGAUGUUUGCUCCGAAUGUGGACCAGAUGGAUGUGGUGAACCACUGUGAGGGAAAUCCCCAGACAGAGAAGCGCAACGUGCUGCUGGAAAGUGCCCGCAUCGCUCGUGGCAAAGUCACUGACCUGGCCAAGCUGGACGUAGACGCCUUUGAUGUCCUCAUCAUCCCAGGUGGAUUUGGAGUGGCCAAGAACCUGAGUGACUGGGCGACGAAGGGGAAGGACUUCUCUGUGAAGCCUGAGGUGGAGAAGGUGAUCAAGAGCUUCCACAAGGCGGGCAAACCCAUCGCUAUGUGCUGCAUUUCACCCGUGCUGGCCGCCAAGGUGCUGCCAGGCUGCGAGGUCACCGUGGGCCACGACUGCGAGAGCGAGAAGUGGCCCAGUGCGGGGACCGCCAAAACCCUGUGUGAGAUGGGCUGCAAACACGUGAACAAGGACGUGACGGAGGCCCACGUCGAUACGAAAAACAAACUGGUGACCACCAGUGCUUUCAUGUGCAAUGCCCCACUCCAUGAGGUGUUUGACGGAGUGGGUGUCAUGGUUACUGAGGUUCUGAAAUUGAUUUAAUAUGUCUGAAACUUGUCGGCUGUAGUUUGUGUUGGUGUUAGACACUUGGAUUCAUGCUCUUUUUAUAGUUUAUUUAUAAAACAGGCAGCUUGUGUUUGUGCUGAUUUAGUUGUGUUUUAUGCAGAACUUCAGCCAUUUCUGAAAAAGACAUUAUAGCCUUAAUGCUUGUGUUGUGUUCAUUUGAACCAUGUAAGACAUUAUAUGAAUACAAUUAUUUGUGAAUUAAUUUUAUAUUAUACAUGAUUUCUUUAUGUUUUCAUCAAUACUGAUCCAUUAAACCAGUCAUACAAUUUGAUUUUUAUUUGG